AUAGUCGAUGUUGAGCGUUCAAUACGAGCGGUUUAGAAAAAAGAAACUAAAAUAAUUUAAAUAUUAAACUAAGAAAAAAACCUUAAAACGCGCCAAAGAAAACGGGCCUUUAAAUGCAUUAAUAUAUUUUUGUUUAGUUUAUUUGAGAUUUUUGACUAAAUUAAAGCAAAUUGUUUAAUAAGAAAAUUAGUUGAAAUAAGGCUGGCUAAGAGAAACAUAUAAAAAAUAUUAAAUAAAUUUAAGAAAAGAAAAAAAAUAAAGGAAAUUAACAUUAAAUAACAUUAAUAAAUAAAGUGAAAAAUAACAAACAAAAAAUUGGCAACUGGAUAAAAAGUGUUGUCAUUGUUUUUCUUAAUCCGUGUUAUUUACAAAAAAAAAGUUUUGAAAUUUGAGAUGUAAUUUCUUUAGUUUUAGUAGUUUGUUUGAGUGUCUAUUUACAUUUUGCAACAUUGCAACAAGCCAUACAAAAAGAAAAUAACCAAAUAAAUAUCGUAUCGUAAAAGGAAAAUGAAAAAUCCACCCAGCUGUAGUGGAAAAAUGCUGGAAAAAAGUGAAAUUAUAAAUCGUUUUUUUGGUCGUCGUCAUCAUCAUCGUCGCGGUUGUCAUAGUGGCCUUUGGCCAAUUGCCAUUUUAUAUGCGGUAUUUUCCAUGCAACUUUUUGGAAGUUCAAUGGCUUUUACCAUACUUUCGCCCUUUAGUUAUACAUCUUUAAGUUUUAAGAAUCUUUUAAACAGUGUCCUGCUCUCCAGUAACGCCAAUUUGGCCGGCGGUGGUCGUAAUUUGAAAUCAGAUGUUUUGGAAGAUGCUUCACUGAUAACGGUAAGUUUGAUUUAUUUUGCCAAGUUAUAAAAAUAUUGAACCUUUUUAUUUUGCGGCAAACAAGAAAAGUGUUUUUCUUUUUUUUUAAUUUUCUAGUGAGAGUUUAUUUAAAUGACAGUUGUAAAAAUAAGCAAAAGAAACUUUAAAGACAAAAUUUUUUUUUUUGUACAAAAAGAAUUGGAACGUAACAAAUUUGUCUUCAUAUAAAAAAAUUAGUUCAUCAUAAUUAUCGUUUCUAAGUAUGCGUCGUAAUUUGUUUUAAAGUUUCAUUUUCUUUACAUGUUUUUCUAACAUUUCUUACGAUCU
Molecule: messenger RNA, 1125 nt
Organism: Lucilia cuprina (Australian sheep blowfly)
Lineage: Eukaryota; Metazoa; Arthropoda; Insecta; Diptera; Calliphoridae
Exons: 2
Coding region: 508-849 (113 amino acids)
Source: RefSeq, a predicted model, not a curated record